Messenger RNA from Limulus polyphemus (Atlantic horseshoe crab), 3504 nucleotides. Its product is annotated as protein NipSnap-like. Bases 24 to 863 code for a protein of 279 amino acids. NCBI's taxonomy places the organism in Eukaryota, Metazoa, Arthropoda, Merostomata, Xiphosura, Limulidae. The record is from RefSeq and is a predicted model, not a curated record. The transcript has 11 exons. Gene Ontology annotation, cellular component: mitochondrion.
CAGAAGCAGUAAAAAAGUUGAGAAUGGCGUCUGCAGCUACUAGUUCCAUGAAGUUGAACUUGAAGGGUUUUAAGAGUAUUCCGAGAUUUUGUUCAUUAAUAUCAAGGAGUAUUAGUAUUAGCCAAUCAAAUGAAGCCAAUGAAGGAUGGUGGAAUAAGUUUCUUCAUGUCAGAACAAUUGACCCAGGAAAGGAUUCCCAUUCUAGACUUUUAUCUGAUUCUGAUUUAGUCUAUGAACUUCAAAUUCAUGACAUCAAGCCGUGCUCUACUGAACUGUAUUUAAAAGGCUAUGAGCAUUGGGUUCAUAAUGUACAGGAGAAAAUUAAAGACACUUCUUUGGUAGGAAGCUGGAAAGUUUUAGUUGGAGAUCAGGACCAGUUAGUACAUAUUUGGCGGUAUAACGAUUAUACUGCUGCCAACAGAGCCAUGGAAAUGUACUGUACAGAUCCAGAGCUUCAGAAACUUCAAAAAGAUCGAGUGAAACUUAUACGUAGUCAAGAAAACCAACUUAUGCUAGCCUUUAGUUUCUGGGGCCACCCAAUAGCACAAAAAUGGGACUGCAAUUAUGAAAUGAGGUCUUACAUUUUAAAGCCAGGAACUAUGAUUGAAUGGGGAAACAUAUGGGCAAGAGCCAUCACAUACAGGAAAAAAAAUCAUGCUGUUGCUGGAUUUUUCUCACAGAUAGGACAAUUGUAUAUGGUACAUCAUAUAUGGGGUUAUAAAGAUCUACAAGUACGAAAGGAAGUGAGAGAAGAAGUGUGGAGGAACCCAGGAUGGGAUGAAUGUGUUGCUCACACUGUCCCACUCAUCAGAGAAAUGAGAUCACGUUGGCUGACUCCAAACUCCUUCUCACCAAUCCUGUAGAAGUUUAAUAUUUCAGUGAAGAAUCCAUGAGAUUAUUAAUAUUGUUAACUGGAUUUUUGAUGUUUCAACCUAAGCACUUUUAAUAUUGAUUCCAGGUCAGAAGUUAAAAACAUUUUGAAUUUGAAAUAUUUUAUUUUAAUCAUUUAUAGGAAGGAAGAAAUAUUCACUAUUACCAAAUAUUUUUAUUUCUUAGAAUAUUUCAUCUUUUGAUCUCUGAUCUAAUGAAAAACCAUUUUUAAGGUUUUCCAAGAUUUGCAGAGAUAUAAUCUGUCAACAGUUUUUGCAUAAAAAUCUCUACAUUGAAUUAAAAGGAAACUUGAUGCUGUUUAACAAAACUUCUUUAUUAACUUUUAAUCUCUUUAUACCAUUAAUGUUGCAAAAAUACCACAACUGUACCAAAAUAGUAAUUUGUAGUCAAAAUCAACCCAUUAUGAAGAUGAUAGCUAAAAGUGAAAGAAAAUGAAGUUUGUAUAUUGAAAAAGAAAGUUUCAAUGUUUACAAAUUACUAUUAGAGUGAGACUUGUUUUAUUCUAAAGUGUCAGUGAUGUAAUUUUAACAAACGUUGUCACUUCUAGAAAUCUUUUGGCUACUGAUAAUAGAGAUAGGAAAUAUAAUUAAAACAGAUUUAGUCGUAAAAAAGGAAGGAAGUUUACAAUAUUUUGGGAUGUUAUCACUUAAGAAUAUUCACAAGAUAAUUUCAGUUACAAAUGUAUGAGAGUGGCUUGUUUUGACUGAGUAUUUCUACCAUGUAAUAUAUUUUAAAUAGAGAAUAGUAUAAAAAGUAAUCACAUGUUUAGGCUUCUAGAUUAAUUAAUAAAUUUAUGAAAUGUAUGUACAUCUCAAGCAUGGUAAAAUGAAAGGAUGGUAUUUUUUGUACAAUAAUUAUGAAUAUGUGUAAUUAUGGAAACUACAACUUACAGUUGAACCACACUGAUAAAGAGACAAAGUUUUUGGAUAUCAAGGACAGUCUACUUCUUUGAAUUUAAGUUUUUGUCACAAUGAAAUAAUAGCUUGAAGUAUUAAUCAUACUCUUAUACAAUAAAACUAUACAAUUUUUUAAGUAGAAUUACUUGACAUACAAUAUUACUUUUUAUAGUUUUUUAUUUUAAAAAAUAGUGCAUCAAUAUGUUUGAAUAAUGUUGUUAAAAAGUAUUACUAAAUGUAUUAUUAGUAUAGGUUUGUUUUCCAAACAUUAUUUGUCUCACUUUUGUUUUUUGGGUUGUGGCACAUGUCAGUGCAUCCUACAUGUUUUUCAUUAAUCAUUGCAACUGUCUAGUAGAAAUGUGUAGUGUUUUUUUGCCAUGGUCAUAUGUUGCUACCAUACUUUGUUUCCUUACAACAUAUUAGUUUUAAUAAGUACUUUUGUGGGAGUGUUAAUUUAAACUUUCAGAUGCAACUUCCUUUUUAUGCAUGUUUCUUGUGUCAUCAGGACAUUGAAACAUGGCAAGGCAAUUUUGAAUUAAUCCUAUUUCCAGAGAAAAGUUAUGGUCUGGUAUAACUAAUGCUUUUUCAAUAGAAUAUUGAACUCUUUCAUAUUACCUGAGAAAUAAUUAAUGGCAGAAAUUAGGCUAAUUUUUGUGAAUGUAUUAUUAAAUAGUACGUAAAGUGAGUUUUAAAGACACUUUCUUCAUUCAAUUAUUAUUAUUAUUGUUUUUACUCAGAUUUUUCUAUUAAAUGCAAGGUUCACAAAAAUCUAAAAACAUUUAAGGUAGUAGGUUGUAAUACAAAACCUUGACUUUGAUAGCCAGUUGGAACAGUGUAUAGCAUUAUUUUUUCUCUGAGAUACAUACAAAAUGAAAUAUUCCAGUAAGAAGUGGGAAUGACGUUGUCCUCAAAAUAAAAAGUUGUUAUAGGCAAAUACUGUUUAAUAGUUCUUGAUGCAUGUGUGGAUAUCUUAAUUAUGUAAAAUAACAUAGAUCAAUGUGAGCAUCUUAAUACUGCUUAGUAGUUGUUGAUACAUGGGUAUCUUGACUAUGGGUAAUAAUAUAGACCAGUGUGGACAUCUUACUGUUGGUGUGAAUGUGCUUUGUGUGUAACAACUGAUCAGUGUGGGAAUCUUGUGUGUAAUAACAUAUAUCAGUGGAGGCAUCUUACUGUGUAUAAUGACAUAGAUCAGUGUAGGCAUCUUACUUAAUGUGUAUAAUGACAUAGAUCAGUGUAGGCAUCUUACUUAAUGUGUAUAAUGACAUAUAUCAGUGUAGGCAGCUUACUUAAUGUGUAUAAUGACAUAGAUCAGUGUAGGCAUCUUACUUAACAUAUAUCAGUGUGGGCAGCUUAUUAUGUAUAAUAACAUAUAUUAGUGUAGGCAUCUUACUGUGUAUAAUGACAUAGAUCAUUUUAGGCGUCUUACUUAACAUGUAUAUUAGUGUAGGCAUCUUACUUAAUGUGUAUAAUGACAUAGAUCAGUGUAGGCAUCUUACUUAACAUAUAUCAGUGUGGGCAGCUUAUUAUGUAUAAUAACAUAUAUCAGUGUAGGCAGCUUACUUAAUGUGUAUAAUGACAUAGAUCAGUGUAGGCAGCUUACUUAACAUAUAUCAGUGUGGGCAGCUUACUGUGUGUAAUAACACAGAUCAGUGUAGCACUUUAUUAUGUGUAAUGACAUAGCUAAGUGUAGGUAGACUAUUGUGUGUAAUAACAAAGA